AUGAGUGGCGGAAAUGCCCAAGUGUUGAAAGAUGUCAUGAAUUCAACAUUUUCUUCCGACAUAACACCCGACACAAUAGCAAAAUUAGAAAGAGAACGUAGUCACUUAGAAUUAGAGAUGUAUGCUGAUGCUUGCGUAAAAAGUAUGAAACAAGAGUAUUUGAGUUACGGCGUAUGGGACAACUUCGAACAACUUACACAAGAGUUGGAUAGAUUGAAACGUCAACCUUCAAAAUUGAAGAGAUUAAGUGAAAGGGAUAGGAAUAUUACAAAAGAAAUUCAACAGAAAGCCAAUGUUGCACGUUCCAUUCGUGAAGCCAAAUCUAUAUUGGAAAGUAAAAAAGAAGAAUUAGAUGAGAUCAAGGAAGAAUUUGAUGAAAAAAUCGAAAUUAUUAAUAAGAUUAGAGCAAUUGAGGGGCAAGAAUUUCAAAUCUAUACUGAUGAUGAGCUCGAUGCAAUGAACAAAGAUACAUUACAAGGAGAGAUUGAUGCUAGAUUUCUUUGA
Messenger RNA from Funneliformis geosporum, 504 nucleotides. The record is from the annotation of a GenBank genome assembly. NCBI's taxonomy places the organism in Eukaryota, Fungi, Glomeromycota, Glomeromycetes, Glomerales, Glomeraceae.